Messenger RNA from Haliotis rubra (blacklip abalone), 2322 nucleotides. RefSeq names its product probable cytochrome P450 49a1. Gene Ontology annotation, molecular function: iron ion binding; monooxygenase activity; heme binding. The transcript is spliced from 10 exons. The coding region runs from base 238 to 1788 and encodes 516 amino acids. The record is from RefSeq and is a predicted model, not a curated record. Lineage: Eukaryota; Metazoa; Mollusca; Gastropoda; Lepetellida; Haliotidae.
AAAUGAACUCAGUGGAAGUAUUUGGCAGUCACGAUAUCGAGUUUGAAUGGCCGGGAGGGUUGUGAGUCAGAUAAGAAUCUUUAUCAUAUUUGAAGAAGCACAGCUGCCCCAUAAAGUGCUGUCUGGUUUUCAAGCGGUCAAGAUUUUAAGCAAGGUGAUAAGGAAUCAUUGAGUCGGGGUCAAUGAGAGUGUCCGGCUAGUGUUCACCAGGUGAUUGUGUUUCUUUGAAAGAACACCAUGAAAAGACACAUAUCAAGUUUCAUAAGUUCAAAGUUGAACACUGCACGUGCGGCGCACGUGGCAACAGCGCCCCCUGUGAACAUUCAAACUGAUAAAACUAAAUCCCUUAAAGAUGUCCCCGGCCCUAGUGGAGUGUACGCCUUGCCGUACAUUGGUCCAGUCUUCAUGUUCAAGCCUUUCGGAAACUUUCGUCCGGAAAAACUUAACCUUUUGUUCCAAGAUCUGCAUCGGAAAUAUGGGAAGAUCGUCAAAUUCCGGAAGGGUUCGUCAUGGGCCGUGUUUUUGUUUGACCCCACCCUCAUCGAGGCCGCCAUGCGUUAUGAAGGACGCUAUCCCAAACGUCCCAGUAUGCCCCUACUUGACAUCUACUCCGAGAGGUCAGGAAAGGCGCGCACAAUCAGCCAGCUUUCGGGAAAGGACUGGUACGACCUACGUAAACCCGUCCAGGACCGGGCGAUGAAGCCCCACAUUGUUGCACAGUAUCUUCCUUCCCAGAGGGACGCUGCAGACGACAUGGUCUCCACCAUCAUAUCACAGAAACUUCACGUCGACGACAUGAGCAAGCUUCUUUUCAGAUACACGGCAGAAUCGACUGGCUUGUUCUGCUUCAACGUGAGACUGGGGUUCCUGGACAGUCAGGGUUUGCCUAUGACUCAGAAACAGGAGGAAAUGUUGUUGAGAAUACGUCAGUUCCUGUCACUGGUGGCCCAGAGUUUCUAUACCUUCCCCACCUUCAAAUACUACCCCAGCAAGAUGUACAGGACAUUUGAAAAGGUGUAUGGUGAUAUACAGAAGACUGGCCUGACGUAUGUGGAGAGUAUGUACAGAGAACUCUGUGAGAGGAAAGCCAGGGGGACGCUGGACCCCCACGAACCCAACCUGCUGCUUGCUCUCCUCAAUGAUGACCGUCUUCCCAAGGAAGCCUGUUUCCGCAUCAUGUCCAGCUUCUUCACAGUGGCCACGGAGAAUGUUGCUAAAUCUCUGUCACUGUCCCUGUUCCUGCUGGCGAAGAAUCGGGACAAGCAGGAACUUCUGUACCAAGAGAUUAUCUCCCAGUGUGGCACCGGGAAGGUCGAUGCCACGUCUCUGUCACAUAUGCCGUAUCUUAAGGCCUGCGUUAAGGAAGGACACAGACUGGCUUUCCCCAGCCCUCUUGGAUCUGUCAGGAUCAUGGAGAAGAGUCUUCAACUGGACGGCUAUCACAUUCCCAAAGGGACGGAGGUUCACUUUGGCCAUAACAUACUAUGCCACAGCCCCGAGUACUUCGACUCGCCCAAGACCUACAUCCCCGAGCGCUGGCUCAGGGACGAUGGCAACACCAGAAAGAAGCAUCUUCAGUCAUUUAUCGUCAUGCCUUUUGGGUUUGGCGCCAGGAACUGCCCCGGGAGGAGAUUUGCUGAACAGCAGCUGUUCUUGGCUUUGAUCACGAUCAUCCAGUCGUUUGAAAUCUCACUGAAGAAUCCAGAUGAAGAGCUCAGCAUCGUGUACAACAUUCUUGCAACGAAAGAAACUCCCCUGGAGUUGAACUUCAAACAACGCAAAAAAUAAAGCAGAGACUGGUUGCCGUAUUUGAACUGGCAAUCAAGAGUUCUGCGCAGGCGCAGAUACACUCUAAGCUGGUUGGCUUGAGCAGGUGGCACGACUCUCGAGGACCAAAGAUAUUUAAGUUGCUUUGAAUAGUUUCAUGUCUUAAUGUCAGAAUCGGUGACAUGGUCCUUGUCCAUAUUCCAGGGGUCCCUCAAUCAGCCGUGAAUACCUACGAUCCAUAGGCUAGGUAGUUAUGAGUGAGUGAGUAUGGUUUUACGCCGCUUUUAGCAAUAUUCCCUCAAUAUCACGGCGGGGGACACCAGAAAUGAGCUUCACACAUUGUACCAAUAUGUGGAUACGAAAUCGGAUCUUCGGCGUGACGAGCGAACGCUUUAGCCACUAGGCUAAAACCGACCCCGAGGUAGUGGUGACGUGUGAAUAUUUUAACCACCUCAUAAAGUGAGGCCCUGAAUUAUUCCCGGAAGUCAAAUCAGCUCUACUACAAGGUGUAGGCAGUGUUUAAAGUUCCCGCCUGUCUAAUUGUUAUCGAUGGUC